AAGGGUAGGGUGGGUGGGCUUGCUUUUCUCCCGGCCGAGAAGUGAGCCAUGGGGGUGUUGGCUUCUUUUUGAUGGACAUAGGCGGUUCGAUGGUUCAGGAGUCUUCACCUCAGGUGGCUGCUCAAUACGAGAUCUUUUCGGCCGAUGGAGAUGAGCCAGCACUUCAAGCUGAACAAGACUAUUUUGUUCAGGCCUCAAGCAGUUCAUUGAACCAAACUGCUGUUGAUUCAGUGACUUGGAAUGGUAUGAUUGCAUCAGCAUAUGGACAGUACAAAGCAUUGGAUGAGACCCUGAAGUUUCCCUGGGAAGUUGGUGCUUGUGCUGGUGUGUUUCGUAAUGACCCGCCAGUGAGCUUUCCUUCGAUUCAGCCGUUUGUUGAGUCCAUUCCACCACAACACGUUGACGAGUCUGGAGUGCAAGGUGACCGUGUUUCAUUUUCUUUGCAGGUUGGUUACAUGCAUGCUAUCUCUGAUAUGAGGGAUCUAGAUUACUUCGAAGAGAAGCUUGAGCAGUUGGAGCUUGCGUGCGGCAAGUGGAUGGACAUUUUGUCUACCCAUUGGGAAGCAUCCACCGUAGGAAAUCAAAUCUGCCAGGAUCUUCGUUCGGACCCCAGUGGCGGUGAAGCAGUUGAAACUCUCAAAGCAUGUUUUGGAACAAAGAGCCCCAACACUUUGUUGAAACGAGCUGCAACAUUGCGUAAGUACCUGGUGUGGCAUUACAAUGAGUUCAAUAGCAGAGGAGUGUAUGUGCAUGCUUUCCCAUUGGUGGAGUCUGAUGUUUGGAACUUCUUCAAGUGGUUGAGAGUUGAGCGACAACAGAAGUCGAGAGGUUUCACAACGACCUCAACUUUUCUUGAGACCGUUAGGUUUUGUAAGUUCACAGUCGGACUUCAAGGAUGCGAUGUGGUCCUAGGCUCAGGUCGGCUACUGGGCUUUGCUGCAGUGGAACUUCCCAGGCCCCGAUUCUUGAGCUUGUUCAUUUGAAGAAACUUCAUGAAAUUCUUUCUUUGGGAAGCGACCUCAUUGACCGUUUGGGUGCUGGCGCCAUGUUAGUCUGCAUCUAUGGCAGAGCUCGUUGGUCCGACUUGCGAUACAUUGACCACGUUGAUGUUGAGGCUCGGCGCAACGGAUCCUUGGUCCUGUAUACUCGUGAGCACAAGACAUCCGCUGUUGGGAUACGUCGUGAACAGUAUCUACCGCUCGUCAUCCCUUGGGAAGGUGUGGUCAGCGAGGAUUGGAUCGAGGUCUUGUUGAAGGUCUACGAGGAAGCUGGUUUAGAUAUGACCAAGGUUCCUCUCGGGCCCUUGCUCCCUGCUCCAAAAAUAGGAGGAGGCUUCUGCGCGAGGCCGUUGAGCACCCAAGAAGCAGCUCGGUGGUUGCGCCUUCUUCUUUCAGGGACGCCAGGUUCAGAGAAGAUUCGUUGCCAUUCGCUGAAAGCUACUCUCUUGAAUUGGUGUGCAGAGGCUGGCUUAGACAAAGAGGUUCGUGCAGUGCUUGGCCAUCAUAGCACUGCAUUGCAUGGUAGUGACAUUGUAUAUUCACGUGAGCUUCAAGUCAGGCCGCUCAGGAAGUUGCAGAUGUUGCUCAAAAGCAUUCGCAUUGGCUUGAACCUUGAGGACAGCGUCACAAGGAACUCUGUUGGCUGCAACCCCAGGUGCGACCACUCCGAGGCCUAACGUGUUCACUCCUCCUCUUCCAGUGCCUGCAAGAGUUGAACAAGUUCAUAAUCCUGCAGAGGAGCAAGUUGUUGAACAGGCGGUUGAGCUUGUAAACGUUGAAGAAGAAAACGAAAGCAUAAAAGAAGAGAUUGAAAACAUCACAAAUCUUGAAGCUUUUGCCUGCGACUUGAGCCUUUUUGGUGAAGAAGCUGUUCGACAAGGCGCAGUGCCAAUCGACAGUUCAAGCGGAAGUGACGAAGAGUCUGAAAGCAGUUCAUCUUCAAGUGAGGAACUGAGCUCAUGUCGUGGCAAAGAUUCUCUUAGAGAAGUCGUGCCGGCAGGUUCUGUGUACUACAAGCACGUGAAGACCUCAAGGGUCCAUCGUGUGCGUGUUGGCAAAGAGACCACAAAUUGUGGUAAGAAACUGAAUGAGAACUUUAAGGAGCUUGAGCCGGUCAUUUACAUAAGGCUUCCAAAAUGCCUGAUUUGUUUCCCAAGUGCCGAAGGGCGAGUUAGGACGCGUGAAGACGCCAUAGCUCGUUUCGACGCAGCUCUGAAGAGGGCGCGCGUUUGACUUGCGACCGAAGUGGUCAAAAACA
Durusdinium trenchii is the source of this 2256-nucleotide messenger RNA. Lineage: Eukaryota; Dinophyceae; Suessiales; Symbiodiniaceae. The record is from the annotation of a GenBank genome assembly.